GUGAGGCUUGAUCGAUAUAAGUUGUGUGGGAAUGGGUCCAUAAUAGUAAAUAAUUCGGUACCAACUAUGUUUCAGUUGUCGGCUAAUACACUGUUCGUUUAUGGUCACCUAUGUUUAUUAGUUUGAGUAAUUUUUGAAAUUUUUACUAGUUAGAUAUAACAAAUUCAAGAUGGCUUGUGAUAUCCAAGUAGUAAACCCUUCCGUUCUGAGCAGAAUUGAAAGCUUUAUGAAUGACACUUCGUAUCGAGAAGCGAUAGAAAAUUCUGCAAACUAUAACACUAGAUUAUGUAUUGAAAGAAGAAUGAGGAUGCCUUUCUUAGAUUCACAAACAGGUGUGGCUCAAAAUCAUUCAAGCUUAUUUAUGAGUCCAAGAGAGAGGAUCCCUGGUCUUCAGCAUGGUCAAGUUUACACCUACCCAUCUAAAAGAUGGCGGAAAAAGAGAAGGCAGUAUUUAAUGCAACCUCAAGUACAAUUACGGAGACUGGAUGUAGUUCCUGGAGAGUCUGUUGAUCUCCAUACUAUCAGUACAUUUGAGAACCCAGCUGCUGCAAAUAGUGAGGAUAGCAAAGAUAGUGCUGGUGUAAAAGACGAAUCCCAAGUUAAAUCACAGCCUGACGCAUGGUAUUAUGAAGAGCUGGAAUUGCAAGCUAUGGAAGGUUUUGAUGAUGUUGAUCCAGAUUCGGACUACGAUUAUGAAGAAACGUACAGUAAGAAGAAGAAAAAGAGAGGAGCGCCUGGGAAGCCUGCCAAAAGCUCAACAAUGUCAGAUUCUCCUCAUGCUAAAAAAGGAACUAAGGGAACUGGGCAAGGCAGAGGGAGAAAGAAAGGCAUAAAUUACAGUGAGAUGGGGGAUUCUGAAAAACCAUUUUCAUGCGAUCGAACUAACAACAGAAGAGGAAGAUCAGGACCACAGGUAGUUCCUUCUCCAGCUGCUUCUUCUCAGGAAGAACCUCAGCCAUCAGUACCUCCGCCUCAAGGCCCGCAAGCUACAGCUGUGCCAAAUCCACAGCCGGAAAAGAAACUUUCUUCAUUGCCUGAGAUGUGCGCUGUGCCGACUGGUAAACGUCCUAGGGGUAGACCGAAGCGAAGGUGGGAGAAUUGCGUUAAGGCUGAUCUAGCGGGGCUGGGUUUGGACAGCGACCGGUGGAGGGAGCAAGUAUUAAUAAUGGAACAAAACGAGAAAGAGCGUGCUCCUCCUUCUGCUUAUUGUGAUUUCUGUCUUGGAGAUGCAGUAUCAAAUAAAAAGUCAGGGCAGCCAGAGGAAUUGUUGUCAUGCUCUGAUUGUGGUCGUUCAGGCCACCCCACAUGUUUACAGUUUACUGAUAAUAUGAUAGUAUCAGUUAGAAAGUAUCGAUGGCAGUGUAUUGAAUGUAAAUGCUGUUCAAUAUGUGGAACUUCAGAUAAUGAUGACCAACUUUUGUUCUGUGAUGACUGUGACCGAGGUUACCAUAUGUAUUGCCUUGCACCUCCGCUUCAUACACCUCCUGAAGGAUCAUGGAGCUGCCGAUUAUGCCUCAUUGAGUUUCAUGACAAAUAACAAAUUAAUUAAGAAUGCAUUUUGUUUUAUUUUUUUAAAAGUUUGAUGUUUGCACACUUAUUUUACUAAUGAUAGAAAUAGAAUUUUGUGUACUCGUUAGUAAAUGUAACGCUUACACUCAAUAUCUGUGCAUCUGUAUUUUAAAUUAAUGUAGUUAUAGGUCCAGGGUAUUGUUAUUACAUGAUAUUAGCGAUUAACGAGCAUUAAAUACUUAUUCUAGUGUAAGCAGUGGAAUUGUGUACUUAAGUUUAAAGACACUUGUCUUAGUUUUACUUUAAUUUGUUGAAUAAUAUUGUGAUGAGUUCUUAUUUAUGGCUAGAUUUUAUGUUAAUCUAAAUCCCAUCUAUAUGUUCAGCUAUUAGUAUUUAUUAAAUGUUAUAAUAAAUUUUGCCAGCACAUGUAUCUCACUUUAAUGUGAUCAAAUUUAUCGUGAUUGAAAUUUUAGAAAGCAUUUGACCAUAUAGUAUCUAUAUUAUUUAAUUAUA
This is a messenger RNA of Nezara viridula (southern green stink bug), 2022 nucleotides long. The record is from the annotation of a GenBank genome assembly. NCBI's taxonomy places the organism in Eukaryota, Metazoa, Arthropoda, Insecta, Hemiptera, Pentatomidae.